UUCUAGACUAAAGUCAGUCUUGUGCUUGAACCAGGCCACUGAGGACGCCAUAAAUUUACCUUUCGGUUAGCUCGCCCUUGUUUUCAUUUUCUCGACAUUAGUCAAAGUGCUUCGCUGUUUAGAGCAUAGCAAUGGCCCAAUUCAUCCCCAAUGCAAGCGAACAGGAGACUGUUAACAAGCUUCGAGAACAACUGGUUGAUGUGUCGGAUUGGCAGGACAUCCAGCAAGAUGCGUUUCUCUUAAAGUGGCUGAAAGCCAAAGACAUGGAUUUCGAGAAGACGAAAGCUGGACUUUUGGAAUGCUACAAGUUUCGAAAAGAAGCCGGUUUGGACACUAUCCUGAAGGACUAUACUCCAGAUCCAGAGUUGGAGAAAUUGUUCCCCUACGACAUAACAGGCUACGACAAGGAGGGCUGCCCAAUUGUUUGUACUGAGGUGCUACCUCAUAAUCCGAAGGUUAUCAUCAAGAAAUACGGGAAAGAUGCAUUAAUCAAAUUCGGAGACUACAAUUUAGAGAAAAUUGCUCAAGCUUGUCGAGACAUCCACAAACCUGAGAAACCAAUUCAGCAGAUAAUUGUUAUCUGUGAUGCGAAAAAAUUUACAUUUAAACAAAUGACGUCUCCUGGGGCCACUGAAUUGGCUUUGGAUCAGCUCAAAAGGAUUGAACCUAAUUAUCCAGACGAUGUGAAACUCAUUUGCGUUGUAAACGCCCCAAAGGUUGCAAAGCUGGCCUACAAGAUUGUAAAACCGUUUGUCAAUGAAAAAACGAUAAAAAAUAUCAAGUUGUUUCCCAAGUGUAAUGCUAAGGUUAAAAAUUUCCUGCUCCAAUACAUCGAUAUUAAUGAACUUCCACAAAAGUACGGAGGCAACAAAAAAAUUGGCGGAUCUGCGGAUCCAAAUUUGCUGAAUGAUGAUGAAGAUAUUAGUGGAAACCCUGAUGACUUGGAAGAACACGAAGACAUGAUCGAAGUCAAGGUACCUUCGGGUAAAAAAAUCAAGUUGGAAUAUCAAGUGGACGUAGCAAAAACCCAGAUUUGCUGGAGUUUUCAGACGGAUGACCGUGAUAUUGGAUUUUCGGUAUAUUUGGGAGAAAAAGAGGAAAUUAUUGUUCCUUACGAAAAGUUCCAAUCGCUUGCUCUGCAAAAUAACUCCAUCACUUGUGAGAAAACUGGAAAAUACACGUUGUGUUUCAACAAUAAGGAAAAUCGGUUCAGAUCUGUCUCCUUGAAUUACAUUGUGUCCGUCUUCCCACCAGGAACUGAUGAUGACUAAACACACACACUCCACUCCAUUAACAACAAUUUUAUUCGUUUCAAAAUUAUUUUACAUCAUUAUUAUUUCUAUGAGCUAACACUUUAUUCUAAUCAAUUCCAAACUCUAAAACAUGCUGCAUGUUGAAUUACCAGACAUUCUAUGAGCUACGUACUUUAUACUUGAAUUCUAUUUCAAUCUUUAACACCAGUUGCAAGUUUUAAUAAACUGUUGCAUAAUCGGA
This is a messenger RNA of Folsomia candida, 1494 nucleotides long. Its product is annotated as retinal-binding protein. The record is from RefSeq and is a predicted model, not a curated record. NCBI's taxonomy places the organism in Eukaryota, Metazoa, Arthropoda, Collembola, Entomobryomorpha, Isotomidae. The transcript has 12 exons. The coding region runs from base 132 to 1271 and encodes 379 amino acids. Gene Ontology annotation, cellular component: cytoplasm.